AACAUCAUCAGAUUGAUCUCCACUUGCACCCUACUCUUCUGUAUCCGAUGAAUUUAUAUGGAAGAAAGCUUAAGAUGUUCACAUAUAUAAUAUGAUCCAAUACAGCAUAAACACACCGUGGCUGUGUAACCAGGCUCAAUGGAGAUAUUUGGUGUUCACAUUAUUUCUUUGGUACUUUUCUUGAUGCUUACUAAAAACUUAAGUUGCAAUGGAUUUGGUGGGAGUAUGAAGGAUGAGGAAGCACUCAAGGAAGGCCAAAAUGACAUGGAAAAUUCUGUCUCAAAUUAUGGUGAAAUGAGGGGCGUGGAAGAUGAUGAUUGGCAGAUGGUGCAAAAGAAGGGAAACCAAUUUGUGGUGAAUGACAAACCUUUCUAUGUGAAUGGAUUCAACACAUAUUGGCUUAUGGUAUUUGCUGCAGAUGAGUCUACGAGAGGAAAGGUAACUGAGGUGUUCAAGCAGGCAUCCUCAGUGGGUAUGACAGUUUGUAGGACGUGGGCCUUCAAUGAUGGCCAAUGGAGGGCCCUACAGAAAUCUCCAUCAGUUUAUGAUGAAGAAGUCUUCAAGGCCCUGGACUUUGUGGUGAGUGAAGCAAAGAAAUACAAAAUCAGGCUUAUAUUAUCAUUGUCUAACAACUGGGAGGCAUAUGGAGGCAAAGCACAAUAUGUGAAAUGGGGAAAUGCUGCUGGCCUUAACUUGACCUCUGAUGAUGACUUCUUCUCACAUCCAACUCUUAGAAGCUACUACAAGGCCCAUGUUAAGACUGUGCUCAAUAGAGUUAACACAUUCACAAAUAUCACUUACAAGGAGGAUCCAACAAUUUUUGCUUGGGAAUUGAUGAAUGAGCCUCGUUGCACCUCAGAUCCCACAGGUGACAAGUUACAGGAUUGGAUUCAAGAAAUGGCAUUCCAAGUGAAGAAAAUUGAUCCAAAACACCUGGUAGAGGUUGGACUAGAAGGAUUUUAUGGCCCAUCAACACCUCAGAGAACUCAGUUCAAUCCCAAUACAUAUGCUACGCAGGUUGGAACUGAUUUUAUAAGGAACCACCUGGCUCUUGGUGUGGACUUCGCUUCUGUUCAUGUAUAUGCUGACUCUUGGAUUUCACAACAAAUUGCUGAUUCUCAUCUCUCAUUUGUAAAAUCAUGGAUGGAAGCCCACAUAGAGGAUGCUGAAAAGCAUCUUGGAAUGCCAGUUAUUUUUGCUGAGUUUGGUGUAUCUUCCAAAGACCCUGGCUACAAUUCAUCAUACAGAGAUACACUCAUAAGUAGUGUGUACAAUACCAUCCUGAACUCCACAAAGAAAGGAGGGAGUGGGGCUGGAAGCCUUUUGUGGCAAUUUUUUCCUGAUGGAACUGAUAACAUGGAUGAUGGCUAUGCAAUUGUUCUCUCAAAAUCUCCCUCCACCUCAAACAUUAUACAGCUUCAAUCCACUAGGCUUGCGAUGUUCAAUUCCUUGUGCAAUACUAAAUGCAAUUGGGGAUGUAAGAAGAAAAAGUUGUUGAAAAACAUACUCUAUCACGAUGAACUGUAACACCAUGUGUGGAAAGUUUCCAAUGGUAAUGCUGUGGUCCUAUAAAACCAUGCAUGGAUAAAUAUGUGAUUCACCAUACCUUUUGUUAUGAACAAUGCUUUAAUUUGUA
Molecule: messenger RNA, 1636 nt
Organism: Vigna angularis (adzuki bean)
Lineage: Eukaryota; Viridiplantae; Streptophyta; Magnoliopsida; Fabales; Fabaceae
Product: mannan endo-1,4-beta-mannosidase 6
Exons: 6
Coding region: 139-1527 (462 amino acids)
Molecular function (GO): hydrolase activity, hydrolyzing O-glycosyl compounds
Source: RefSeq, a predicted model, not a curated record